AUGUCUUCAAGUUUUCUAAAUGUUUUAGACGAAUCUCCACCACGGCCAAUCUCACCACGACCGUUCCUUCAACACAUUGAUUUCGCUAAUGAUGAAUUCACUAAUGAUGACCACGCGUUUAAUCAAAUACAUUCAAGUGACUCCGAACAUAGCAGUGCUAGUUCAGGUACUGACCUUGAUCAAGACAGUCGAUCAUGUCAUUCGCUUUCCAUGUCAAAACUAGAUAAACAACCUAUAUCUAGUCAAGAUGAUCUCGCACGUCAAUCUGACGUUACCGUAUCAAACAUUCACCACUCGCAGGCCGAGUACCAUGGAUUCACAAUUUAUGUGCUUGCAUUAAUCUCAUUUAUCAUAUAUAUUGCAUGGCUAGUAAUCCCAGAUGAAAUAUUAAGCGGAUGGUUUUCAAUUUCGUAUUACCCGGAUAAGUAUUGGGCAAUGGCUGUACCUGCAUACCUGUUAAUAUUGAUGGUUAUGGUCUAUUGGGUAUUGGCCUUGUAUAAUUUGGAAGUGUUGACUGUAGAAUUGAGUGAUUUGCGGUGCUUUGUCGAUGAGUACACUCAGUUCCCAAAAGUAGAAGAAGACAAAAUAGAGACGCAUGAAAAUCAGGAUCUGUACAAAGAGAUGAAGGUGCAUAUUCGCGAUCAAGAGAUGAGAAGGAACGAGGAAGAAAAGGAAGAAGCAAGAAGAAGACGGAUAUGUGAAUAUAUCCACAAGGCUCCAAGUGGAGUCUGGGAUCUACCAAUAACAUUAGUUAAUGAGGUCCUAUACUUAGAUAAUGAUGAAGAUGUAACGACUUAUAAUGAAUGA
Messenger RNA from Lodderomyces elongisporus, 807 nucleotides. RefSeq names its product phosphatidylinositol N-acetylglucosaminyltransferase (gene GPI19). The coding region runs from base 1 to 807 and encodes 268 amino acids. Gene Ontology annotation, cellular component: endoplasmic reticulum. Gene Ontology annotation, biological process: GPI anchor biosynthetic process. The record is from RefSeq and is a predicted model, not a curated record. The transcript has a single exon. NCBI's taxonomy places the organism in Eukaryota, Fungi, Ascomycota, Pichiomycetes, Serinales, Debaryomycetaceae.